AUGUAUUCGAGAUUUCAAACUCCGGGUGGAGAUCCUUCUGAUAAUGAAUCGGCUCCAAACUUUUUGUUUGGCAACCGAAAUGCUCAGAAGAGGAAGAGUUUAGCUUUGCAGAACCGAGUUAAUGGUAGGGUUUUCUAAAUUUUGUUGAACUUUAGGUAUAAUUUGUUGAAAACUACUAUGGUUUACGUACUUUACUAAAAACUUAUGCUUUUAAUUAAUGGAAUAUAGACUUUCAAAGCCAUUUUAUUAAUGAUUAGCUGUUUUUUACAUAUUUGAGGAAAAAUUGAGGUUAUAAUAUUGCAGUAUCAUCAAAAACUUUUGAAUAACAUGGUUUUUGCUGCAAUUUUUGUAAACGUUAGGUAACGGCUUGGCAACGUUUCUGAUCUUAAAACACUGUUUCUUCUAGCUAAUAAAUUUAAAACUUGUAAAGGAAAUUGUGUUUUCUUAAAUUAUAACAAAGAAUAUUGUUUUAGCCAACAAGAGUGUUCAUUGGAGCCCAAACUUGGUGAGAGCACAAGAACAAGCUCAAGAAGCGGCUACAACUCAUAAUGCUGCCCCAUCUCUUCAUCGUCGAGCUACGAUUGCUAGUGCUCAUACUUGGAGUGCUCCACAAGCAUCAAUGGUCAAAGGUCCUCCAUUGAGGUCAAUGUUAAACACCGAACCUCCAGCUAAAAUGCAACGUGUGGAUCAGAAAACCGAAUUUAAAGAAGCCUUCGAGUUUAAAGGAGCUUCAGAAGAUCCUGCCGAUUAUUGGGUGACUGUGUUUGGCUUUGAUCAGGAGCACAAGGACAUGAUAUUACCUUUGUUUUCUCGGCACGGGUCAAUAGCUAGCCAUAAAGUAAGGUUAACUUUUUUUGUGGUUUUGAGGCAGAAAUUGAUGGUUAAAUUGAUUUACAUUAACGGUUAUUGGGUUUUUAUAAUGUUAAGGUUAUUUUAAACGUAAUAAUUACGAAAAUAUUUAGUUUCCGCCAAAAGGAAAUUGGCUUCACAUCAGAUACUCUUCAGUACAACAUGCUCAACAGGCUUUGCAAAGAAAUGGUUUUGUAUUGGACCACAGUAUUAAAAUUGGUGUUGAAAGGUGCAAAGAUAAGGUAAGGAACCUAUUUACAAUACUUUUGUUUUUUAGGUAGAAUUGAGGGUUGUUAAAGUCACAUUUAUGUGAUAUAUUUUCUUUGAAGGUAAUGCAAUAUAAUUUUUAGGAAGUCCUGGCCGAUGAAUCCAUGACCCCAUGGAAUGCAAGUACCACAGCACCAGACGUCGCAUUUGAAGGACCAGUGAAUGAUACGUUAAAUUCUAGCCGAUUUUCAUUGAAUCAGUCCAUUAAUUCGACUGUAAAGUAGGUUUUAGCUAAUGCUCAUUAUGUUGCUCUCUCAAGGCGCAUGAUUAGUUGAGAAAAAUUUUUGGUAUUAAGGGACACAGAAUUAUUUAAACAAUAUAAUAUUUUAUUGAAAAAAUAGUGAGAUGUAUAUUAUUUUAUUUCUUUUCAAUUUCAGCCGUUCUCGUCUAUCCACAUGGUCACGAAAUGGGCUGAGAAGAGCAGCAUACGAUCCUGAUACUAGUGUAAGUUUAAUUACCUUAAAAUCAUGCUUUUAUUUUAUUUUUAAGUUGAUUUUUAGCCAAAACACUCUUUUUCGUAUACUUUUUGAGGUUUUUAGGGUUUUAAUACCUAAAAUACUGUAUUUUGUGUUAUUUAUAAGCCAUUAAAGCUUUUUUCUCAGCCGCAAUGCUUAUAUGUUAUGUUAUUAAGGUGUGUGUUUUAUGACUAACUUUCUCUGUAUUUUCAGUUCAACACGGCCCGUAAAGAAGAAGGCUUCCUUAACAAACUGUGGAGUUUCGUCGCUCCUCAAUAA
Molecule: messenger RNA, 1850 nt
Organism: Bursaphelenchus okinawaensis
Lineage: Eukaryota; Metazoa; Nematoda; Chromadorea; Rhabditida; Aphelenchoididae
Source: the annotation of a GenBank genome assembly